Nannospalax galili (Upper Galilee mountains blind mole rat) is the source of this 3247-nucleotide messenger RNA. RefSeq names its product non-SMC condensin I complex subunit G (gene Ncapg). Lineage: Eukaryota; Metazoa; Chordata; Mammalia; Rodentia; Spalacidae. Gene Ontology annotation, biological process: mitotic chromosome condensation. Bases 138 to 3164 code for a protein of 1008 amino acids. The record is from RefSeq and is a predicted model, not a curated record. Gene Ontology annotation, cellular component: condensin complex; condensed chromosome; cytoplasm. The transcript is spliced from 21 exons.
CCGCGGGAGUUGUUUGAAAACUCUGGCGGUAACCCCGCCCUGGAUGUUUGCUGGCCAGCUAGCUGGACUCUGAGGUCAGCGGACUUCUCGGCGGCCCUGGCCUACAGUCCCCUGAGGGCCGCUGUCGUCCUGGAGCCAUGGGAGCGGAGAAGAAACCGCUUCCUGUGAAGGAGGCUUUUCGUCUGGCGCAGCAGCCGCACCAGAACCAGGCGAAACUGGUGGUGGCGCUGAGCCGCACGUAUGGCGCGAUGGAUGAUAAAACAGUUUUCCAGGAGGAGUUUGUCCACUACCUUAAAUAUGCUAUGGUGGUCUAUAAGCGGGAACCUGCCGUGGAGCGCGUAAUAGAAUUUGCAGCCAAGUUUGUUACUUCUUUUCACCAAUCCGAGAAUGAAGAUGAGGAGGAGGAUGGUGGCAUUUUAAAUUAUCUGUUGACUUUUCUUUUAAAGUCUCAUGAAGCAAACAGCAAUGCAGUGAGAUUUAGAGUAUGCCAGCUCAUAAACAGGCUCCUGGGAAGUAUGCCAGAAAAUGCCCAGAUCGAUGAUGAUUUGUUUGAUAAAAUUAAUGAAGCCAUGCUUAUUAGAUUGAAAGAUAAGAUUCCAAAUGUAAGAAUACAGGCAGUUUUGGCUCUUUCUCGACUCCAAGAUCCCAAGGAUGAUGAAUGCCCAGUGGUUGAUGCAUAUGUUACCUUGAUUGAAAAUGAUUCAAACCCAGAAGUUAGGCGGGCAGUGUUAUCAUGUAUUGCACCAUCAGCAAAGACUUUGCCAAAAAUUGUGGGACGCACUAAGGAUAUAAAGGAGGCUGUCAGAAAGCUGGCUUAUCAGGUGUUAGCUGAAAAGGUUCAUAUGAGAGCUAUGUCUAUUGCUCAGAGAGUACUGCUUCUUCAACAAGGUCUUAAUGACAGAUCAGAUGCUGUGAAACGAGCAAUGCAAAAGCACCUUCUCCAAGGCUGGUUGCGUUUCUCUGAAGGAAACAUCUUGGAGUUGCUUCAUCGGUUAGAUGUGGAAAAUUCUUCUGAUGUGGCAGUCUCUGUUCUCAAUGCCUUAUUUUCAGUGACUCCUCUCAGUGAACUGGUGGGAAUUUGUAAAAACAAUGAUGGCAGGAAACUGGUUCCAGUAGAAACAUUAACUCCUGAAAUUGCUUUGUAUUGGCGUGCCCUUUGUGAAUAUUUGAAAUCAAAAGGAGAUGAAGGUGAAGAAUUUUUAGAGCAGAUUUUGCCAGAGCCUGUAGUGUAUGCAGAGUAUUUACUGAGUUAUAUUCAGAGCAUCCCAUUAAUUAGUGAAGAGCAGAGAAGUGAUUUUGCCUUCAUUGGAAAUUUGAUGACAAGAGAGUUCAUAGGUCAGCAAUUGAUUCUAAUUAUCAAAUCUUUGGAUACCAGUGAAGAAGGAGGAAGGAAACGACUGCUGGCUAUUUUGCAGGAGACUCUUAUUCUACCCACAACCCCAGUAUCCUUAGUUUCUUUUCUUGUUGAGAGACUACUCCACAUCAUCAUAGAUGAUAAUAGAAGGAUACAAAUUGUCACAGAAAUUAUCUCAGAGAUUCGUGCACCCAUUGUUAAUGUUAAUGUAGAUCCAUCUGAUACAAGAAAGAAAGAACUCAAGAUGGCUGAAAUAAAAGUUAAACUUAUUGAAGCAAAAGAAGCUUUGGAAAAUUGCAUUACCUUACAAGAUUUUAGUCAGGCAUCAAAACUAAAAGAAGAAAUAAAAACGUUGGAAGAUGCCAGAACAAGUCUGUUAAAAGAGAUAGAACAGCUUGAAAUUAAGGAGGUCCACAUAGAAAAGAAUGAUGCUGAAACAUUACAGAAGUGUCUUAUCUUGUGCUAUGAACUCUUGAAGCAGAUGUCCAUUUCAGCUGGUAUUGGUGCAACCAUGAAUGGGAUCAUUGAAUCUUUGAUUCUUCCUGGAAUAGUAAGCAUUCAUCCUAUAGUAAGAAAUAUGGCUGUUUUGUGCUUGGGAUGCUGUGGACUACAGAAUAAUGAUUUUGCAAGUAAACACUUUAUGUUAUUAUUGCAGGUUUUGCAAAUUGAUGAUGUCACAAUAAAAUUAAGUGCUUUAAUGGCAAUCUUUGAUCAACUGAUGACAUUUGGAAUUGAACCAUUUAAAACUAAAAAAGUUAAGGCCAUUCAGUGUGAAGGCAUAGAAAUAAGUGACGAUGAUGAACAAGAAGCAAAAGAUGAGGACACUGAUACAGUUAAGAAUGUCCUGAAACUCCUUUCUGAUUUCUUAGACAGUGAGGUGUCUGAACUCAGGACAGGAGCUGCAGAAGGACUAGCCAAGCUGAUGUUCUCUGGGCUCUUGGUCAGCAGCAGGAUUCUUUCUCGUCUGGUUUUGUUAUGGUACAACCCUGUGACUGAAGAGGAUGUUCGACUUCGACAUUGUCUAGGCGUGUUUUUCCCCAUAUUUGCUUAUGCAAGCAGGACUAAUCAGGAAUGCUUUGAAGAAGCCUUUAUUCCAACUCUGCAAACACUGGCUAAUGCCCCUGCAUCAUCUCCUUUAGCUGAAGUAGAUAUCACAAAUGUUGCUGAGUUGCUUGUUGAUCUGACAAGACCAAGUGGAUUAAAGCCUCAGGAUAAGAAUUCCCAAGAUUAUCAGGCCUUAACCGUACAUGAUAACUUAGCUAUAAAAAUUUGUAAUGAGAUCUUAACAAGUCCAUGCUCACCAGAAAUUCGGGUUUAUACAAAAGCUUUGAGUUCUUUAGAACUCAGUAGCAAUAUUACAAAGGAUCUUCUGGUUCUACUGGAUGAGAUUCUGGAGCAAGUAAAAGAUAGGACAUGUCUGAGAGCAUUGGAAAAAAUCACGAUUCAGUUACGAAAAGGAAGUAAAGAAUUUGACCAAGCUCUAGUAGCACAAGAUGUCAGCACAACUACAGCUGUUCUUCAAAAUGAAGAUGAAAAGAAUAAAGAAGUCUAUAUGACACCUCUGAGGGAUGUAAAAGGAACUCAAGCAUCGAAAUCCACACAGCAGAAGACCAACAGAGGACGAAGAAAAAUGACCGCUUCAUCUAGGACCAAUAGGAGACGUCAGACUGAGGCUGACUCAGAAAGUGAUCAUGAUGUUCCAGAACCACAAUCAGAAAUGAAGAUGAGAUUACCGAGACGAGCCAAAAUAGCAGCAGUGGAAAAAAGUAAACUUAACCUUACACAGUUUCUCAGUGAAGACCUAAGUUAAAGAGAGGUGGUGGAAAUGGAAUCCUUUAAAGUUACUUCUUUGCUUUAAUAGUUGCCUUUGUAUUAAAAUCAGAAAAUACCUGA